AGACAAACGUGCUAGAUCAACCUCCACGUAGGCAGGGAAUCGAGGUGGGGCGUCUUCCCUGCAUGAGGAAUUCGCAUGCAGAAGAGACUCUUGGGCUAGUGCAGUCCUUUUGAUCAGGCUGUUAGAUAGCAAAAGUCCUCUGGUCGAGGCUGGUCGAGGCGCCAGAAAGAUUCUUCUUCAGUGUAGCUGUAAGCAUUGACCUUCAAUGGGGGCGGUCAGCUUGCCAAUCCAUCUGCCGGCAGGCAACUGGACAGGACUGUCUCCUGCGCGCCAGGAUCUUCUUCCCAGCAAUCUGCAGCUCUCAGGCUCAUUGGGGGUUCAGUCUGCUCGCAUAUGGAGCAAGAAUGCAGUUCGCAAGCCCAUGCGCUUCCAUAAGCGCAGACAGAUAGAAGCGGUGCAAGACAUGCAGGUUACAUCAUCUCCAGCGUCCCCUCAAAAUGUGACUGGGAAGGGAGAAAGCGCAGGGUGGGGGAACGGGCGUUUGUUGCCGACUAUAGAGUCGACACGAACUCCACACAGUGGGUAUCACUUUGACGGCUCCAGCCGGCGCUUCUUUGAGGGCUGGUACUUCCGCGUCUCGAUCCCCGAGGUGCGCCAGAGCUUUGCCUUCAUGUACUCCAUUGAGGACCCCGCCGGCCGGCCCGCCUCACUCCUUUCCCUCGGGGACAAGCACCGCUUCUCUGCGGCCGGGGCGCAGAUCUUGGGGCCUGACGAUGAGUAUAUUUGUCAGUACGAAACGGACGUGUCAAGGUUCUGGGCAAGCAAACGGGACCUUUCAUUGGGCAACACUUUCAGAGCGACGCCAGCAUAUCAAGGCAGGGAGCCUCUGGACGGUCCUACUUCAACCGCGGACUUCUCCGCCCGUGUCGCUGAUGGCUUCCAGAUCACCCCCACCUUCCACCAAGGUCACAUACGCCACAACAACCAGCCCCCAAACGGCCUCGAAGAGUGGAGAAUCGUUCCCGAAGUCAGCUGGGACUACCAGAUUCGGCCAAUCUACGGAUGGGGGGACACGGGCGCCCCCCAGAAAGCCACAGCGGGAUGGUUGGCCGCGCUUCCUGUGUUCGAGCCGCACUGGCAAGUGAACCUGGCGCACGGAUUGGCGAGCGGGUGGUUGCAGUGGGGGGAGCGGCGGUUUGUGUUCCAGAACGCGCCGGCGUAUGCCGAGAAGAACUGGGGCGGGGCGUUUCCGCUGAGGUGGUUCUGGGUCCAAUGUAACGUGUUCAACGAAACAGACGACCUUGCAAUCACUGCUGGGGGAGGGCGACGCGGCCUGCCGCUACUGCCUGACGUGUCCGAAGAAGUCGCCAUGCUCGGCGUGCACCAUCAGGGGCGGCAUUACGAGUUCAUUCCGUGGGUGGAGGACGGGUCCGUCUCGUGGGAAAUUGAGCCCUGGGGGCGGUGGCACAUGACCGGCAAGCGAGCGGACUAUGAGAUUGAGAUCCUGGCGACCACGAGUGAGGCGGGCUGCGUGUUGAGGGCGCCCACGGUCGACAAGGGGCUGGCACCUUUCUGUCGAGACACGUUCUUUGGGCAACUGGAGUUGACAAUAUGGGAGCGCAAGGGAAAGAUGCGCGGCAAGGUUAUUGUGCACGCCACGAGUAGCAUGUGCGCUCUUGAAGUUGGGGGCGGACCGUGGUGGCAAACAUGGAAAAAGACGGCCCGGUACGAGGAGCCGGUGAGGUCACUUAUGGACCUUCCGCUAGGGAACGUUUUACAAGCGAUACCACCGAAUCUGCAGCCUCCGGGCCUCUAGAGUCCACAGACGUUCUAGGAAUCAGGUUUGUAAAGCAGUGAUGUUGUCAAUUUUGCGGUUUGUAUAGUUCCACACGUUGAGUUGUACAGCAUGCGAGGGCUGGGCAAUGUUGUUGCGUAGACGGAGGAGUAUCUUUCCGGAGGAAGUUUUUCUGUAUAUUUGAGAAAGUCAUACAGAUGAGUUUCAGGAAGCUGGCCGCAAGCACGUACUUCGUCUUGCACCGAGUUUCUUGGGCUACUCGGUUGCCGGUGUACCUUGACCAAUAGUUGUUUAUUAAAAGGUGGUAAGAACUGUCUGAAGGCCGGAUCAAGCACGCUGGUGGAGCCGUAUAUAUUACUUGACCAAUUUCGAGUUUUCGACCCACUUUUACAAGUCAUGCAU
This is a messenger RNA of Klebsormidium nitens, 2137 nucleotides long. The record is from the annotation of a GenBank genome assembly. NCBI's taxonomy places the organism in Eukaryota, Viridiplantae, Streptophyta, Klebsormidiophyceae, Klebsormidiales, Klebsormidiaceae.